AUGGAACGCAAGGCCCGCUCACCCCCAAUGCUGGAGAUUUUGGAGAGAUUACCGCUUGAUCUUUUUCGUAUUGAGUUCUUUGGGGACGAGAUGAUUUUGCACAUGCCUGUGGCCGCGUGGCCUCGCUGCGAUGCUUUAAUUGCAUUUUUCUCACAAGGUUUUCCGCUGCAAAAAGUUCAGCAGUAUGUGGAGCUGCGUCAUCCUGUAGUUGUAAAUGAUCUGAGUGCACAGUACCUUCUUCAAGACCGCCGAGAGGUUUAUCGUGUGCUACAGGAACACGAUGUCCCAACGCCGCGUCAUGUUUUCGUUAGUCGCGAUGGAUAUGGUGGUCAGGAAAAAAAUCCUGAAGUCGUUGAAGGGGAUGACUUUAUUCAGGUUGAUGGUUUUCGUAUCAACAAACCGUUUGUAGAGAAGCCUGUGGACGGAGAGGAUCAUAAUGUUUACAUUUACUACCCAAUGAGCGCUGGUGGGGGUUGCAAGCGCUUGUUCCGGAAAGUUGGGAAUCGAUCGAGUGAAUACGAUCCACAAGUAAAUACUGUGCGACAAGGAGGUUCGUACAUUUAUGAGGAGUUUUUAUCUACACAGGGGACAGACGUCAAGGUAUAUACGGUGGGGCCACAUUAUGCCCACGCUGAAGCUCGAAAGUCUCCUGUUUUGGACGGUCGAGUUGUGCGAGACGCAGAUGGAAAAGAAAUUCGAUACCCAGUCAUUUUGUCAACCGAGGAGAAACAAAUUGCUUAUCGAAUAUGCAGAGCUUUCAAGCAAACUAUCUGCGGCUUUGAUAUUUUACGCGUACGCGAUGCCUCUUAUGUGUGCGAUGUUAAUGGCUGGAGUUUUGUCAAGAAUUCGGAAAAAUAUUACGAUGACUGCGGUAUUUUACUUACUCAAUACCUGGAGCAAGCGCUGGCAGGCGGAGGAGCAAUGACGGACGAAGACUUUGGCAUUGAUAGCUCUGCCUUUGGCUCAGUCACGUUUCGAUUCGCACCUGAUGCCCCAUUCUCGAGUACAGAACUUUCGGAACCACCUACGGCACACAGACACGCACUUUAUCGUGGUCCUUCUACGUCAGUCGCCGAGUCGGAAUUGUCUGAGGCCGACAGUAUUACGGAUGGAAAAGACGACGCUUUGUAUCAAGAAGAAGAGUUGCGUUGCGUUUUGGCUGUCAUUCGACAUGGUGACCGUACACCCAAGCAAAAGAUGAAAAUGAACGUCUGUCAUCCCGCUUUUCUACAAUUUUACGAGGAUCGAUUGCGUGAAUCUCAGCAAGAAAAUGGAGACGGAAUUGAUUUAAAAACACAGAAGAAAAUGGAUCUCAAAGUAAAGGCUGUUGCGAAUUUGGAGCGUUUGCUUCAGGUGAGCACCGAUCUGUUAUUAAAAUACGAAAACCGAGAUCCUGCUUUCAUGAAUUUCUUGGAACAGCGCGAGGUCAAGUUCGGUGAAGAUGCAACGGACCGUGUGAAAGGUUAUCGCACACUUCGUGAUGUGUUGCAACGAUGGCAACUUGUAGGUAUUAAUCGUAAAGUGCAGCUGAAGCCUAAAGACUUUGUGACAAUACCAGCUGGAGGAACUGACAACAAUGGGGAACAGGUCACAACGAGUCGAGUCAGUAAAUUGCUCUUGAUAAUCAAAUGGGGAGGAGAUCUGACUCACACAGGUGAAGAGCAAGCUGAACAUCUGGGGCAGAAAUUUCGGCGUAUGAUGUACCCUGGUGGUGCUGGUGGCUUGAAUCGUCUCCAUUCAACGUACCGACACGAUUUGAAGAUUUACACAAGUGACGAAGGUCGUGUUCAAAAGACCGCAGCAUCGUUCGCUAAAGGUUUAUUGGAGCUUGAGGGUGACAUCAUUCCUAUCCUUGUUGGCCUUGUUUUAAAGUCCAAAGACGCAGACUCAAUGUUAGACCAGUCGGGAUCCUCCGCACAAGAGAUUAUUAUGCGGGUAAAACAGCGUCUGCACAAAAUAAUUCAUCGUGAAGACCAUUGCAGCCAAUUAAUUGCAUCUAAUUCUCGACUAAUUCGUUCCGUAGCACUUGCACUUACUAAAGUGGACCAGCCGAUUCGAAAAAUGGGGAUAAUGCAUAAGCUACUGCAGUCGCUGAAGGAGCAACUUACUCGAAUGAUACAAGAAAAAGCUCAGUACAAGACUGAGAUUGACAGGUGGCUGCAGGAGAAAGCUGAUGCAGGUCGCCUGGUAGUACCUGCAAUCGGUCGCUCAGCGAGUGUAAAUGAGUUAAAUCAAUCCAAAAGCCGUCACGUCCACUCAUACACUCCGCGCGAAAAACACAGUAAUGGAAGCAAUAUUUCUAGUGAUGCUGCCAACAGCAGCGUGAGUUUACGUAAGUUACGAUCGCAAGAAACAUUGCCUCCUGAGGAAAUUAAAUACCCUGAACCUUGUGGUCGCGAGACUCUUGAAGUUAUGAGAGAGCGAUGGGCUAAGCUCUACCGUGAUUUUUACGUUAAGAAACGCGACACAUACGAUCUGUCCAAAAUCCCAGAUAUUCACGACUGUAUUCGAUACGACGCAGUGCACAAUGCCCACUUAAAUCUUACCGACGUACGUGAGCUGCUAGAAAUUUCAAGCGCGCUAUCUCACGCUCUCGUGCCCCAAGAGUAUGGCAUCAACGCGGACGAGAAGAUUUUUAUUGGGUCAGCCAUGUGCCGAACUCUCUUAUCAAAAAUCAACAUUGACCUGGAUUUAGCCCGCGGCCUUCAGCCGGACGUUGUGAAAGACCACAACACACACCGUCUCAAUCCGUCCUACGCCAAGAAAGUCAAGUCAGCUCACCGUUCGGUGCGCACACGUUUGUAUUUUACAAGUGAGUCACACUUGCACUCAUUAUUAAACGUUCUUCGAUAUGGGCGCGAGGAUUGCGCUAUUAAAAGCCCAAUCGGUGAGGAAUCACGCAAGUGGAUUGAAGACAUUCCCGAACUUUGCUAUAUGACGCACUUCGUUGUACGUGUGUUUGAGCGCGUUCAAUUUGCACUAUCGGACCCUCAACGAUUUCGUGUUGAAAUAUCCGUCUCUCCUGGUGCAGACAGAGAUCCUUUAACGUCUGAUCCAGAAAAGCAAAUUGAGGUCGCGCCGCUAAAAAUCAUUUCGCAUGAGGGUCUCACCUGUCAAGAGCUUGUCGAUUACAUCGCUGAUUGUAUCCACUACGCUGAACAGAACGAAAUGAAAGAAAUGAUGAGUCGAACAGUAGCGGUCGAAAAAAGGGACAAUCCAGAGACCGUUAAUGGUGAUAACAGCAAAAACAGCGGGGAUGUUACACCGACAAAACGAUCGGGUUACUCGCUGAGUAACAAUAGCAGUGAUAGCAAUCUUAGCACUGAGAGCUAG
Plasmopara halstedii is the source of this 3333-nucleotide messenger RNA. Its product is annotated as phosphoglycerate mutase-like protein. Lineage: Eukaryota; Oomycota; Peronosporomycetes; Peronosporales; Peronosporaceae. Gene Ontology annotation, biological process: inositol metabolic process; inositol phosphate biosynthetic process. Gene Ontology annotation, molecular function: inositol hexakisphosphate kinase activity; metal ion binding; 5-diphosphoinositol pentakisphosphate 1-kinase activity. The record is from RefSeq and is a predicted model, not a curated record. The transcript has a single exon. The coding region runs from base 1 to 3333 and encodes 1110 amino acids.